Messenger RNA from Boeremia exigua, 2613 nucleotides. RefSeq names its product plastin-3. Gene Ontology annotation, molecular function: actin filament binding. Gene Ontology annotation, biological process: actin filament network formation; actin filament bundle assembly. The coding region runs from base 256 to 2220 and encodes 654 amino acids. NCBI's taxonomy places the organism in Eukaryota, Fungi, Ascomycota, Dothideomycetes, Pleosporales, Didymellaceae. The transcript has 3 exons. The record is from RefSeq and is a predicted model, not a curated record. Gene Ontology annotation, cellular component: cytoplasm; actin filament; actin filament bundle.
CACUGUGCAUCUGUGUAGAAGUCCGUAUGACGUUAGCGCGGCGUACUGUGCGUACUGUCGUACCUGCCCCUCGCCGCCCAACCGUGCCCGCUUGGCAGCCCCACGUCGUCAUCAGCCUAAGCAGGACAAGGAGAACACACGUCGAACGCGCAACGCUUAACGAGGCUGAGCCAGGCAGUCACUUUUGCCUCUGCGCCCGUCUUUAUAUCCACACUCCGCGCCCUCCGCCGGCCACACCCCCAUACCACCGUUACCAUGAAUAUAAUCAAGCUCCAGCGGAAAUACCCGCAGUUUGAGCAGGGCGAGAUCUUCGGUCUGCAGGAUGCCUUCCGCAAGCUCGACAUUGACGACAAGGGCUACCUCGACGAGGCCACUGUCAUCAAGGCCACCCAGCAGACCGAGCACCAGCCGUACGAUGUCGUGCGCCAGGCCCUGAAGGAGGUCGAGCUCGACAGCUCGCGGCGCGUCGAGCUAGACGACUAUGUAGACCUCAUCUCCAAGCUGCGCCAGUCGUCGCCGGCCCAGCAGCGCAUGAGCACUGGGCCAACACGCCCGCGCGCUGUAUCCGGCGCUACCGGCAGCGCGCCCUCGACCCCCAAGCAUGCCUCGAAGCCCAGCAUCGGCGGCGGCGGCGGUCGCAUCCAGGUCCAGGGCUCUUCGGCCAAUGUCACCCACACCAUCAACGAAGACGAGCGAACCGAGUUCACACGCCACAUCAAUGCCGUCCUUGCCGGCGACCCGGACAUUGGCGACCGUCUGCCCUUCCCCACCGACACUUUCGAGAUGUUCGACCAGUGCAAGGACGGCCUUGUCCUGUCCAAGCUGAUCAACGACAGUGUGCCCGACACAAUCGACGAGCGUGUCCUGAACAAGCCAGGCAAGAAGAUCAAGCAGCUGAACAACUUCCACUUCACCGAGAACAACAACAUUGUCAUUGAGUCGGCGAAGGGUAUCGGGUGUUCUGUUGUCAACAUUGGUAGUGGGGACAUCAUUGAGGUGCGCGAGCAUCUGAUUCUGGGUUUGAUCUGGCAGGUCAUCAGGAGAGGUCUGCUUGGCAAGAUUGACAUCAAGCUGCACCCCGAGCUGUACAGGCUGCUGGAAGACGACGAGACACUCGAGCAGUUCCUGCGCCUGCCCCCGGAGCAGAUUCUGCUGCGCUGGUUCAACUACCACCUGAAGAAUGCAAAGUGGCACAGAACUGUGACCAACUUCUCCAAAGAUGUCAAGGACGGCGAGAACUACACCGUUCUGCUCAACCAAUUGGCACCUGAGACCUGUUCUCGCGCGGCACUACAGCAGAACGACCUGCUGCAACGCGCGGAAACAGUCCUCCAGAACGCUGACGCCCUCGACUGCCGCAAGUUCUUGACACCGACAUCGCUUGUUGCCGGUAACCCCAAGCUCAACCUUGCCUUUGUUGCCAACCUGUUCAACACACACCCCUGCUUGGAUCCCAUCACUGAGGAAGAGAAGGCCGAGAUUGAGGAUUUCGACGCGGAGGGCGAACGUGAGGCUCGCGUCUUUACUCUGUGGCUCAAUUCCUUGGACGUUAAGCCUGUUGUACAGUCUUUCUUCGAGGAUUUGAAGGACGGGUCUGUCCUUCUCCAGGCUUACGAUAAGGUCAUUCCCGGCAGCGUAAACUGGCGUCACGUCAACAAGCCACGCGAAGGGCAGGAGCUGAUGCGCUUCAAGGCGCUCGAGAACACCAACUACGCUGUCGAACUCGGAAAGUCUGUCCAAUUCUCCCUCCCCGGUAUUCAAGGUGCCGAUAUCACCGAUGGCCAGCGCACACUCACUCUUGGUCUUGUCUGGCAACUGAUGCGCAAGGACAUCGUGUCCACGCUCAAGGGUCUUGCACAGAAGCUCGGCAAGCGCGAAAUCUCUGACUCGGACAUGAUCAAGUGGGCAAACGACAUGGCCCGCAAGGGCGGACAGGGCAGCCAGAUCCGCUCAUUCAAGGACUCGUCGCUCUCGAACUCCAAGUUCCUCCUCGACGUCCUUGCCGGCAUGAAGCCCGCAUACGUCGACUACGACCUCGUCUCUCCCGGCCGUAACGACGAGGAGAGCUACCAGAACGCCAAGCUGGCUAUCAGUAUCGCGCGAAAGAUGGGCGCCACCAUCUGGCUGGUGCCCGAAGACAUUGUCGCCGUGCAGAGCCGCCUGAUCACCACCUUCAUCGGCAGCUUGAUGAACACGUAUGAGAAGAUGGGCGGGCAGUAGACGUCUCCAAGAACUGUGGAAUUGGGGUUCAGCGACUUGCGAGCGUGUGUUGUAAAAGGGGUUUUUAGUGCGAAAAGACUGGGCAUUGGUGGUUGUGUUGUCUAUAGCAAAAGUCUUCUGCAGGAGGAUACGUCAAUGAAGAUAUGAUCUCGAAUAGAGUACUAUGUGCAUCUGCUAUCUGGGUGAAAUGGGUUGCGCGGCACAGUGAGGAGUUGUCGCCCAUGCUGAUAUACCGAAGACGAUUUUGGCACAGCGAACCGUCUUGAGAGCUACCAGUGCGCGUUUCUUCAGUGUCUACCAGUUGUGAAAAUUUGGGUUGAGUUUUGUUUCAUUUGAUGAGUCAAAUAAAUAAAAAGUUGUGCUCGUAUUUUGGGUAGUUAAAUCAAACAAAAC